AUGGCCUCUCAGAGAGCAACCACGGCGGCGGCGUGGACCAACGAAGAGGACAUGGCGCGGCCGCCCGCCGGAGGAGGACUGGUUAGUGGCGCUCGCGGUCGACGGAGGAGGAGCGGCGCAAGGGCAUCCCGUGGACAGAGGAGGAGCACAGGCCGUUCUUGCUGCCGGCUGGACAAGUUCGGCAAGGGCGACUGGGCGCAACUUGGUCAUCUCCCGGGCCGGACGCCGACGCACAAGUGCUUCAUCCGCCUCAACUCCAUGAACCGGGACCGCCGCCGCUCCAGCAUCCACGACAUCACCACCAUCAACAACGCCGCCCCGCAGCCGCAGCACGGCCCCGUCACCGGCGGCGUCAUGGGCAUGUACGGAGGGGCGCCCAUGGGCCACCCGGUCGCCGCCGCAGUCGGGACGCCGGGGCCGGGGGCACCCGCGCUACGUCAUGCCCCUCGGCUGCCCGGCCCCGCAUCAGUAGGCAUGCCAUGCUUGCUUGGUCUCUGCUCUGAUUCGUGCGCGCGCGCGACACGCCGGCAUGCAUGUCAAGCGCAUCGACGAACCACGCCGGCCCUUGUGCUAGUGUAUUGGGUCAGUGCAUUCGGCCAGGAAGACGGUCUUCGGACCGGGCGAGCCCCAUGUCCCUCUGUUUCCUUGCUCUCUUCGUCUCGCCAAAAGCCGUCGCACCACCUCCACUUCCGCCUUCGGUGCCCCGCUGCAAUCACCUGCUGGUCGGCCCGUGCGCUCAAGAGGGGCGUCAGUGUCGGCGACUUCAUUGGCCGCCUCCUCCUCUCCUCUUCAAUCGGGACUCCCGCGAACACUGACCUCGCCGGCAGAUCCCUCAGCUGUCAGGGAAGGCAACCAUCAACGAAGAUUGAGGGUGCCUCUCCGGCGAGCGUGCUCGUGUCGUGGUGGUUUCCCACAUCCCAGCAGCGUGGGGGAGGCGGUGUCCUCUGCAACUAG
Triticum turgidum subsp. durum (durum wheat) is the source of this 954-nucleotide messenger RNA. The record is from the annotation of a GenBank genome assembly. Lineage: Eukaryota; Viridiplantae; Streptophyta; Magnoliopsida; Poales; Poaceae.